GUACUUUCCACACAGCCAGUUUCGCUGUUUUCCAUUUACCACUGCUGUCGUUCGACACGUCCUGAACUGUGCCGUCUCCACACACGGAUGACCGACUGGGGUAACGGCCUCGUCCGAGGACACUGUAAGCAACAAGUGAGGGCACCUGUCAGCGAGGCGGUGUAAAUCAUGUCUCCCGCUGUUAGGCAACCGCAACGCUUGCCAGGAUACGUGUGUGCGCUUGCUAAGAUGACGACAGUGAAAACGACAAAUCUUCAGCGCCUCCUGGCCUCCAGCCUUGUUCUCCAAGGUCUCGUGACGGUACUCGCGUGGGCUCCAGCGCAACCCACAGCUGGACCAUCGCCCGGAACUGCGACUUUACCUGUUAAUGAACCUUAUGGAGGACUGGGUUUCGUUCCGGCAGCAGGAGAGGAUCUGGACGACACAGAAGGUCAUCGUGCAAGUGUGUGUAAACACCUAAGCGGCGAAUAA
Toxoplasma gondii ME49 is the source of this 471-nucleotide messenger RNA. RefSeq lists its product as hypothetical. NCBI's taxonomy places the organism in Eukaryota, Apicomplexa, Conoidasida, Eucoccidiorida, Sarcocystidae. The transcript is spliced from 3 exons. The record is from RefSeq and is a predicted model, not a curated record. The coding region runs from base 169 to 471 and encodes 100 amino acids.